AAAAAAAGCAUAAAAUAAGCAUAUUAUAAGGACAAAAAUUGAAAAAUAAAUCUAACCCUUCUAAAUGUUCCUUUAGUCACGAUGAUUGAUAUAUCAGCCACUUCACUGUAGCUAUUAAACAUAACCAACGAUUAAAAAAAGUUUUUUAUCAUCCUAUUUGUGUACUUAGCCCUAUAAAGAGUUAAGUAAAUACAACUUAACAGUUUUGUUUUAGCAAUAAUUUCUUCACGACAAAUGUUUUGUUUUUAAUUAUGAAUUUUGUAAAAUAUUAGUUCUUUUAGGUUGACAGACAGGUAGAAUUAUUAUUUAUCAUGUUAAUGUUCGCAGGUGUUCGUAUUAAAGAAGAAAGACCAGAUGAGGCUGAGAUUCAAGAACUUGCUGCUAGAAUGGUUGAGGCGAACAAAGCCAAGAUGGCGGCUCAAGCAGCUGCCGCCGCCAACCCACCACCAAAACCUAGGUGUUACCCGAGCCAGGGUAUCCUGGGUUACACAUCAUCAUCACCACGGCCUAAUAGCAGGAAUACCCCCACCUCACCAUCUCCUUCCUCCACUCCGGACAAGGAGAAGGCUCCUAUGGAUCUUUGCAGCCAAAAAGGAAAAUUUGGUUGGAUAAUGCUUGGAGAAGAACACUUACCCUAUAUCCAACGAGCAGAUGAAAAGUAUUGUGCAGUGCGUAUGGUUGAAAUGAAACUCCUUGUUAAAUAUCUCAGUUACCUUAAUGCUGAUAUUUAUUCGUGUACGUGUAUUCGAAGUUUUUAUAUUACUGAAAGUGAAGCAAGACUUUUAACUGAAAUUAACAUUAAACAUUGCGAGGCAAGGUUCGGAAGGGAACAAUUUACCACAAAAGACUUAGUAGUGCGGUUAGAAGACGCGAGUGAAUUUUAUAAUUUUCUUGAAUUGUGUUAUACAAAACUUAUGAAUCCCCUUAGUCCGAUAAACACAAGGUGUGGUUUUGUGCGUAUAAAUAAUGAUUCAGUCGUUCCUUAUACAGUUAAAAAUGAUGACAGGUAUGUACCUUUAUUCUAUUUCGAAGGCGAAACAGAGACAUUAAAGAAGAGAUCCACAUCUCUUGGCGCUUGGGAUCUCGCCUACUUAAAAUUUUGUUGUAAAGUUCAAGGAAUAAGAAGCGAACUUUUCGCUAAUGAUUCUUGUCAGGUGAUCAGCUUAGCCGACAUCAAAGCCUACUUCCCACCGGGGACGAAGUUUGAUGAAUAUUGGCCUCCGAAAAUUGUCGACUCCAACCUUUUGGUUCAGAACAAACCAGGAAGGGGCGGAGUGCCAACUAGUGUUAGUACAUCGUGGAUUAAAGUACCUCAUGGUUCGACGCCUCCCGCGAAUCCAGUUGUGGAGACGAGCCGUUUACCUGCAGCUAACCCAGUUAGUAACGGAUGGUCUCCCGCCAUGUUGGCCUCGCCUCAACGAUAUCAGUCCUCUCCGAUGCCCGUUUCUACUCAACAACAGAGGGUUCCUGCGAAUCAGAUGUGUUACAGUAAUGUAACCUCUACUACUAAUAGCAGUGUUAAUCGCUCACCAUAUAUGCCUAGAGUUCCACCCAACGUUAAUCCUUACUAUCCAACAGUGAGUCACACGAGUGGGCACAAUUCUAUGAGCCUUGGAUCAUCACAGUCAUCGCAAGUCGUCCCUCAGGUUCAAUCUUCGUCGUUAUCGAGAGCAACUUCUGCAAAUCAUUCAGUAUCGAAUAGUGCUUACAGUACAGCUGCUGGAAUGUCCCAUUCGAACCCAUUACUUAUGAAUAAUGGUCUCAUGCCGCCGCCUCAUUUGCAGUACAGCUCUCACAAUAACAAUAACAACACCGGUCAGAAGUUCCCUCCGCCUUUGAUACCUGUCAACGGUAGCACUGCGAGUGGCAGGUAUUUUCCCAUUUCAAGUGAUGUAAUUGAUCUCUCAUCACCGCCGCAUUCACCGCAAAGGUCUCUUAUCAUGAAUGGGAAGCAGACUCCACAACCUGCGCACCAAACAUCACGCCAACCUCAAGCUCCUCAAGCCCAAUCUCCUUCGCAAUCUCAACAGAAACAAGUUGAAAAUAACAUGGGUUGGAGUAGGUUGAUUCCUAUUAGUGAUACACCUGCCAGACAAAGCAAUCAUUUUCCUUUUAAGAUGCAGAAAGCGUUGGUUAAUGGGAAAAUGGUUCCUUGUAUAAAUGCUAAACCUUACGUUUAUUCAGAAUUAUUGAUGACUGUUGAUGAUUUACUAGAAUACUUCUUCCCUGGUGUGAGUUUGGCUAAGUGUCGAGAAGUUCUUCAGAAUGUUCUUCAAGUUACUCUUUAUUCCGGAAACUUACAACAAAAAACUGUCUUACGCGAAAAUAAUAAGUGUAAAACCUUAACAGAAGUGCUCCCUCUGAUACAGCUGAAAGAUGUCAUGCAGUAUAUGCCUCAGUUAAAAUAUGUCAUGGAAAGGCAUAUGAAUAGCAGUGGAGAAAGCGCUGCAAAACGUGCAAGGAUCAGCUAGGAAUACGCUGGGGUCAGCAGUGGCUGGCCUAGGCAAGAAGACUGCAGCUCGUGCAAUAAGCAACACGCUUGGCCCCCCGAUUCGCGGUUCACACAUUAUUGGUAGAUGCCUUUCUCUUGAUAAAGCACAUGUCACACAUUUCUUUUGUUCCUUUUUAGUGUCUAAACGAUGACUUGUAGAUAAUAUAACAUCUGUGUGGCUCGGUGGACAUAGAAUAUACAUAAAUAUUUAUAUAGUAUAUACAAUUUAUAUUUGUAUACAUUGUACCAAAGUUAUAUGCUUUUAUUAAAGCAUUAUUUUUUUUUUUUUUUAAUUUUUAAACCGAAUAAAGUUAUUUUAAUGUUGCUCGUCUAUUCAUAUGUCAAUUUUUGGCUGUAGUAACACUAAUUGAUCCACUUUUCUUUUUUCUGAAAAAAAAAUAGUGACAAAAUUUGACGUUAUGAAUUAAAUACUUUAUUAUAUAUAGUUUUGUUACAAUACUCAUUCUCUAGCUUAAGUAUUAGGAAGAUAAAUUAAGAUUUAAAUGAUAAUUCUGAUUAUGAAUUGAAGUGAAAUUCUAUGUCAGUUUCGAGUUUCUUUUAAAAUUAUUUAUAAUUUUAACUAAAUGUACCUAGACAUAACCAUUACUUCUCAGAAUCAUGUAUAUUCAUGAAUACUUAUUACAUAGUGUACUCUCUUAUAUCCAGUGUUGCCAAAAUUGUCUUUAUCUGAAUAAAUGUAAAAAAUUGUAUUGAUUCGUCCACUAAGUUUAUUUUAUCCAUUAAGCAUGACUAUAUUUGAUUGAUAAAAUCUAACGAAAUCAAAAAUUUGAGCAUUAUUUUAUUUUCCAUUAACAAGAUAUUGUUUUGAGGAACUUGAUAUAUCCCAUCUUCAGUGUUUUAAUAUCAAAAAACCAAUAAAAUUACAAAAAAGUAUCAUGAGUUUUUCCUUAAAGGCCCACUGAAUGAGAGAGUUCGCUGCUUAGAAGUACUUAGCUAGUUAUACAAACAUUUUUCUUAUACUUACAUAUGCUUUGUUUGAUAAUACAUUCAUUAGGAAAGAACAAUAUUUGUUUAAGUUAAAUCAUCUUUUUAAUAUAAACCGGCGUUAAGCAAGGUGUCACAAGUAUGAUCAUGUCUAGACCACUAGGUUUUUUUUUUUUGGUUUUUUUUUCAAGGUUGAGAAAAAAAGAUUUUUAUGAACUUUGUAAUAGUUAAACGUAUACAUGAAUUAUUUCUUUUGAGCCUAAUAAUUUUUAUAUUAUGAACAUUUGAUGACCAUGAAACGUAAAGUGAUAAAAUGUUAUAUUAACUCACUAUUAUUUAUCUUGUAAAUAUAUAAAUAUAUAUAUAUAUAUAUACAUAUUAUGGGUCAUUAUAUUUAUAUUGUAAAAUAAAUAAACCUAUUGUACAUACAGACCCUGUUAUAAAUAAAUGUAUAUAGUAAUUUAAAGUAGUAUCUAAAAUUGUGUAAUUACGACUUUAAAAAAAUAUAUAUAAAUUCAUAAAAUAUUGGAGCUUUUUAUUAAUUACUUUUUGUAGAAGUUCAAGGCUAUAGUUAACAUGCCUGUAUUUAUUACAACUACAAUAUAGAAGGUUAAGUUUCUACGAAUUGCCUCGUUAUAUUUGUAAAUAAUAAAUACCUAACGAAACAUUAAUGAAAUAAUUUAAUGUUAAUGGUAUAUUUAAUUCGUCUUAAAAAAAAUUAAAAAGCAAAUGAGUUGCUUUUCAUGAAUUCAGUUGCAUUUUUCCGUUAUAUUGUUGUCUUGUUUUAUCCAAUAUUUCUUAUAAAUAUUUAUUUAUUCAAUUUUUUUUUUUGUCAGGGAUAAAAAAAAUCAGUUUCCUGCAGUAUUCAAUGCCUAUUAUUUGAGCUGUACGUAACUUGCUUACGAAAUAUACUUGCCUGAUCAUUGCCUCCAUAUCUGCCUGUCGUUUCGACAGUUCUUUUAUUUAUGAUAAUCUAUAGCAUUAUGAAGGUGUGCAGAUUUAUUUGAUCGAUAUAACUUGUCAGUUGUCGAAACAUUUGAGAUCUCUAUCAAAUAUGUAAUUAACUCUCUAUUUGAUAGUUAUCUCAUGAAGCAGCAUUUUGGCAACAUUAACAAUCUCAUGGUAUUAAAUAACAUAUAAAUAGACUUUAGAAUGAAUAAUACAUAUUCACAAGAUAGCGUUAAUUAUUUUGGACAACUAUAAAUGCUGCAUACAUGUUUCCAAUGUAUUGCUAAUGUUGGAAGAAAAUUAAAUUAUUUAUAAAUAUGCUGGUUACAGAACAUUUUUUGUUAUUAAAGUUAAAAAAAAAAAAAACUGUUAAAUACAUUUAAAACAAGAUAUAUUGUGCAUUAAAAAGUUAAAAUUUCUUGUUUGUGUUAUCGAUGCCAAAAAAUAUUGGUUAAAACUGUUAAGGCCAAAGAUUGUAUUACAUAAUUCUCUCCAAAUGGAUGCAUUUUUUAUUUUAAAAUCCUUGAAAAUGAAGGAUGCUUAGUUUUUGUUCUUUGUGUAGACUAAACAUUUUAUUGAACAGGAAAUGAAAACUUUUACCAUGUUUUCUUAAUUCCAUUAAUUAUUAAAAUUUAUAUCAACCAAUUCAGUGUCAGAAAUUUCAAAGAAUGUACUAAUUUUAUCCGAGUGUAAUUGUUUUAACUUAUAAAAUUAGACUACAGAAGUAAAUCUCUAAAAACACUUAAUGCCAUUUUUUUUUCUUCGAUAAUUGAGAGUCAAUAAAGAAUUUGGUGCAAAGCAUUUAAUUUAUUAUUCUGUUUAUUGUUAUUUCAAGCCAAAAUGUAUUACUUAACUAAUGUUUUCACUUCAUGUAAUUUGAAAGGUAAUAUGUCUUGUGACACAAAAUCUGUUGAAUUUAGAAAUAUACGACUGCUAUAGAGAGGGAGACAAAAUUAAGUAAAGUAAAAGAUAUAGGUUUGAGUUAUAAAAACUUCAAUAGCGGGGCUUAGAUCCAAAAAGUCGUAAAUGUUGAUUUUGAGAAAAUCAUUACAUUUACAAGUACUUUCUCUGGCUAAAACUGAUUUUUUUUUUAUAUUUAAAUCUUAAAUGAUCUAUGUAUGUUUUGGUUUGAAAUAACAGAGAAAACAAACAAAAAACUUUGAAAGUCAAAUCUCAAUUUUAAAUAAAUGGUGUUAAGUAUCUUUAGGCUAUAACAUUAUAUUCAUAUUUUCUUCUAAGUAAUCGAACGCAAGGAUUAGAUUGCCUGAAUGAUAAUGACACUGAAAGGGUUGAAUUGAAUGGAUAUUUAUCUUUUGGUUUUAAUAAAAUUAUGACAUUUUAAAUGCUGUUUUAAUAACAGACAAUCACUAAAGGCCUGUAAUCUUUUUCCCUUGGUAUUUUCUAAUGACUUUACUUUUGUACGAGUAUAAAAUUUUAAAUGAUUAGUUUCUUGAAUGUCAAUUUGCCUAAGAGAUCUGAAAGAAUGGUUUUGUACAUAUUUCUAUCCCUGAAUAAUCUGUAAAUGAUAUAUUUAAAAAAAAAAAAAAAAAAAGUGAGCAUAAUAUAUUGUGGUGAUAGAUAGUAAUGUUAGACCGCAGUAUACUACUUUUUUAAUUUUAAAUGUUUAACAUGUAUCAAAUACAAAAAAGAAAUUUUGUUAUAUUUAUUUAUGUUUCUUAGAAUUGUAUACGUAAGUAUUAAUGUUAAUAAAUAAUUUGAAAAUGUUUUUAUUGUUUGAUAUGUAAUCUAAGCCUUUGUCCAAAAACUUUAAAUAAGAAUUGAAGAGAUUAUUAUGUUCUCAAACUAUUUUUACAGAUUUGAAAUAUGG
This is a messenger RNA of Nezara viridula (southern green stink bug), 6212 nucleotides long. NCBI's taxonomy places the organism in Eukaryota, Metazoa, Arthropoda, Insecta, Hemiptera, Pentatomidae. The record is from the annotation of a GenBank genome assembly.